Alternaria hordeiaustralica is the source of this 618-nucleotide messenger RNA. RefSeq lists its product as uncharacterized. The transcript is spliced from 2 exons. The record is from RefSeq and is a predicted model, not a curated record. Lineage: Eukaryota; Fungi; Ascomycota; Dothideomycetes; Pleosporales; Pleosporaceae. Bases 1 to 618 code for a protein of 205 amino acids.
AUGUCAACACACGCCGCACAACUGCUCGAGCAGCAAUUCUUCUCUACGCUGAAGGCACAAAUCAUAGGCCUUGCGGUGCCUCUUUACGGCACAAGAUCGGAAGACGCGUCAAAAGUCUACGAUGUAGUCACCUACAGCAUGACCACCAACAAUGGCGGCAGUAGCAACGAUAGCAGAAGCACCUUCAAUACUGCUAGUACCAGCAGCAGCAACGAUGGUGAAGAGAAAGCGAUGCCAACACAUGGAGUGGCAUUGAUCCUCUACACUGGCCCUCCAAGUUCGCCAUUCACAUCAUGGACACUGAUCAGCCAUGUGGAGGAUCAGCCCGACAUCAUCACUGGGGCGAAUUGUCUGUUGGAGGACUUGAGGAAGGGGAUGGGUGGAGUUAUUAGUAAUUGGGGGAUGAAACAUGGGAGGAUUCCCAACGUUGCGGGUGUCGGGGAGGAAGGGCAGGAGGUCCACCCUGAUGUCGAGUAUGAGCAUGGGGGUGACGGAGGGGACAAUAUGGACGUCAGGCGUGGCGCUGAAGGUAGUGGCGGCAGAAUGGACGAUGCCAGCGAAGAUCUGGGGCAGACCGGCUGGAGUCCAAGGUUGUCGAAAAUCAUCGAAGAGGUGUAG